UUCGUAUAGGCUAUCCUGCUAUUUGGCUAGAUGUUUGGCAACGCUUCCUUAGACAUUUCUUUCUCAAAAUACUUUCACAUUAGCCUUUAUUCAAAGGCGGUGCUUGUACCCAUGGAGUGACGUUGAAACGUAACGACUUUUUGUACCUCAGUCAGAAGUGAUUUACUAGGAGCGGAGUUGGCGUCGAGGUCUGGCUCAUACUAUUUUUAUAUAUAUAUAACUUUUUGAUUCCAUCUUUCAUUUGCUUAGUUGCCAGUUUAGUUCUUACUGCGGUGUGAUUUGGUGUGUACUUGUAUCAUUUAGUGGAUCAUGAACAAACUGUACGUGGGGAAUCUAAGUCCUACGGUCACGGUGGAGGACUUGAAGCAGCUCUUUGACGAAAGGAAGCUUCCCGUGGCCGAUCAGGUUCUGUUGAAAAGCGGGUAUGCCUUCGUGGAUUUCCCAGAUCAGAAAUGUGCCAUUAAAGCCAUUGAGACUUUGUCAGGAAAAGCUGAGUUACACGGGAAAGUAAUUGAGGUCGACUAUUCAGUUCCGAAAAAACUAAGGAGUCGUAAGAUCCAGAUACGAAACAUUCCCCCUCAGCUACAGUGGGAGGUGUUGGAUAGUCUUCUGACACAGUACGGCUCAGUGGAGAACGUUGAACAAGUGAACACAGAUACAGACACAGCCGUGGUGAAUGUCACUUACGCAACUAAGGAGGAGGCUAAAGAAGCCCUGGAAAAGCUGACGGGUCACACCGUGGAGGAUCACUCGCUGGGCGUGUCAUACAUUCUGGACGCGGACGCCGUGUCUCUGCCACAGGCCCUCAAGCUGCAGAGGGGCAGCCGGGGCAGGACGGGGGACCACCUGGACUACAGUGGCGCGGCGGGGGGCCCUGGGGGGCAACAACGGCAGCGACAGCCUGAGCUCCCGCUCCGCAUUCUGGUGCCCACGCAGUUCGUGGGGGCCAUCAUCGGCAAGGAGGGCCUCACCAUCAAGAACCUUACCAAAGAGACGCAGUCCAAGGUGGACAUACACCGUAAGGAGAAUGCGGGCGCAGCAGAGAAGGCCAUCACCAUCCACUCCAGCCCUGUGGGCUGCUCCUCAGCCUGCCGGAUGAUCCUCGACAUCAUGGAGAAGGAAGCCAACGACACCAACGCGGCUGAGGAGGUGCCUCUGAAGAUUCUGGCUCAUAACAGUCUGGUUGGGAGACUCAUCGGGAAGGAGGGCCGCAACCUGAAGAAGAUCGAGCAGGACUCGGGGACCAAAAUCACCAUCUCUUCUUUGCAGGAUUUGACCAUCUACAACCCAGAGCGUACAAUCACGGUGCGAGGGGGGGUGGAGGAGUGCUGCAACGCAGAGGUGGAGAUCAUGAGGAAGCUCAGAGAGGCUUAUGAGAACGACGUUGCUACUCUAAACCAGCAGACUAACCUCAUCCCGGGGCUCAAUCUGAACGCUCUGGGCAUCUUCUCGUCCAGCGUGCCCCUGUUGCCCUCCUCUGGCAGCCCCCAUGUCCACGCGCCCGUGCAAAGCCCUGCGGCCGGAUACAACCCCUUCCUGGGUCUUUCAUCACCCAUGGGAGGUCUCUACGGUACAACCCCAGUGGGAAGCCUUCCACACCAACUCACACAGGCUCCUGAGCAGGAGGUGGUCUACGUGUUCGUCCCCACCCAGGCUGUGGGUGCUCUCAUCGGGAAGAAAGGACAGCACAUCAAGGAACUAGCGCAGUUUGCUGGAGCCUCCAUCAAGAUUGCUCCAGCAGACACCCCAGACUCCUCUGAGAGGAUGGUAAUCAUUACUGGACCCCCGGAGGCUCAGUUUAAGGCUCAGGGCAGGAUCUUUGGGAAGCUCAAGGAGGAGAACUUCUUCACGGCCAAGGAGGAGGUGAAGCUGGAGACCCAGAUCAAAGUGCCCUCGUCUGCAGCGGGACGUGUCAUUGGGAAAGGGGGCAAAACGGUAAAUGAGUUACAAAACCUCACCAGUGCAGAGGUCAUCGUUCCACGGGACCAAACGCCAGAUGACAACGACGAAGUGUUUGUUAAGAUCAUCGGACAUUUCUUCGCCAGUCAGACUGCACAGAGGAAAAUCCGAGAGAUUAUCCAGCAGGUGAAGCUACAGGAGCAGAAGCAACAUCAAGCACCGCCACCGCCGCCACCACACCAGUCAAAGUGACCUGGAAAGGCAACGACCAGCCAGCAGCAGUCCAUGAAUGUACCCCCUCACUCCACAACUGGAGACCGAACAGGAGAUGAGGAAGAGAGAGAGAGAGAAAGAGAGAGAGAGUGUUUGCAGCAGAUGACCAAGAGUGACCGCAAUGGAGAGAACCAAACCAAAGAGUCUCACAAGGAAUGUGCUGGGGAGACAUGAACUGGUUAGGCAGGCACGGCACUGAAAGGAGAGUGGCAAGAAAAAAUGACCAGUGGUGUCUCUACUGUCUUGAGCAGGAUAAACAGAGAUAGUGACCGAAAAUUGUAUGUAUAUCCAUGUAUGUGUGUAUAUAUAUAUUAUUUUCUUACUGACGUGUUGUCAUUAUGGACUGUUGAUGGUUCAGCCACACGGGGGUCGCUGAGUCUUUCUCAACGGUUUGAGAAUGUAGCUCUCUCCAAGGAGAGGAAGCAUAGAUUUACUUUACAGCAUUAAAAUAAUGCAUUCAAGCUCGUGUAUGUAGGGAGCGUGCACAUACAAAUGUGAGAAUUUAAAAGAGGUUUGGUGGUUUAUUUUCAAGAAAUGAGAAUGGUGACCGGUGAAAUUAUGAGGACAAAGCUGUCAGUGUUUUUUUUUUUUUUCAUAUUAGAGAUUACAGAGUUGGUACGUUUUCAAAGUAUUAAACAUAGAUUCUAUAGUGUUAACCAUAGUGUCAUUACAAAGGAUAGGCUUAACCAGAAUGUUGAAGUAAGUGUUUGUACUUUCAAAUUAGACCUUUGUGUGUUAGCUGCAGUGGAAAAAAGGCUUCAAAUAUUUUAUUCAGAGAGACUUACUCUCCUAUAAAAGAAAAUAAGAAAUGUUUUUACAUAUAAAAACUUUAGAGACAUCAUUAACUAGUGUAAUGUUUUCCUCCUGAUGGCAGCACAUGUGCCAACAUUGGAAAUCCCAGACAGCUGGCCAGGUUUGGGUACAUUUCACCUUGUGUAGUCUGUAGUCUGGCGUCAGGUUCCUUUCGCUGGGUCUCUCUAUGUCUCACUCACUUGAAACAUUAGCGAAGGCAAAAUUGGCAAUUCAGUACUAGGGAAAUUAAUUAGAGAAAAAAAAUCUUAUGAUAUUGUCUGCCCAAGACAGAAAAGUAAAGAAAAGAAACAGAAAAAAAAUGAACAAGCUGACAGCCAUUUUUUUGGUCGUUUCCUCCUAAAUUGAGACCUCACAGCUGUUCUUGUCUUGUUAAGAUGUGUUUUUUUUUUGUUGCCAGAUUUAUAAGCCUAGUGGCAUUUCAUCACAACAAGGCUGUUUUUUACGCCCUUGAAUGUACAGUGUGCCACUGCCUUUAAAGAGAAUAGGACAUAAAUGUCAAACGUGAAGGCAGAGCAAGUCUUUACUGCGAGGGCGUCCGCUGUCCUCGCGCUGGUUUCUCUCUCUCUGCCGUAGAGCUACGGGGUCUACUGCAUGGACCCUCUCCCUUAGUGUGCAAACGUUCUGCUGCUCCUCACCCCAACCCCCCAGCCACCCCAAAAGAAAACACUAACACACACAGCCUUCUUCAUACCACUGUGAGUGUUUGUGUUUGUAUAUUUAUAUAGAAAGAGUGGUGAGAUAUUUAUUAAAAGCUUAGAUGAUGCAUAUAUAAACGUAAGCAAAAAUCACAGUCGGUUUUCUUUUUUUUUUUUUUUUUGCAGGGUUUUUU
Alosa alosa (allis shad) is the source of this 3814-nucleotide messenger RNA. RefSeq names its product insulin-like growth factor 2 mRNA-binding protein 2. The transcript has 16 exons. NCBI's taxonomy places the organism in Eukaryota, Metazoa, Chordata, Actinopteri, Clupeiformes, Clupeidae. The coding region runs from base 310 to 2151 and encodes 613 amino acids. The record is from RefSeq and is a predicted model, not a curated record. Gene Ontology annotation, cellular component: cytoplasm; cytosol; nucleus. Gene Ontology annotation, molecular function: mRNA 3'-UTR binding. Gene Ontology annotation, biological process: regulation of gene expression; nervous system development.